AUGAGUGAAUUCACAUGCAAUGACUCCAAACUGAAUCAGAACCCUAUAACUACGAACUACCGCGUCCGCUGCGGUCAAGUCACCUGUAACCGCGGUCAGAUCUGCGACGAGCAGAGCCAGACUUGCGGUUGCCAACCGGGUUACCGCGGACCGAGAUGCGACCGCAAGUGUGAAGUGGGUCACUACGGUGUGGACUGCCGGGGACUGUGCGUGUGCAGCCACUACGAGGUGUGUCACCACGUCACUGGCACAUGUAGCUCAUCAGAGGAUGAUUCGGACGGUGAAGAGAUGAUGAAUCCGCUACGGCCGUACGACCGGCUACCACCGGGUAAUGGAACCGCCAUGUGCCGGUCGUCUUGUGGUGUGCUUAGCAAGAUAGGAUGUACGUGUGCCCUGGAUGGAGGGACGUGUAAAUGCCCAGGUUACGUCAUCGCCCUAUUUGUGGUUUCCAUAACAACCUGGAUAACACUAGGGGGCGUCUGUGUGGUGUGCAGUAUCCGUAGGAGGCGCUAUAAGUCUAAGAUUGAAUACAAACGAGAUUCGGAUUAUUGUGAGGAAUUGGACUCAGAUGAAGAGACAGAACUAGGGACCAACAGCACGCAACCUACAACAGUAACUACUGCAUCUGAGAUAAACACAUCAGCGAACGAAUCCUCGUCGUCUCCUCCGCCUUCUCUGUUACCUCCACCACCACCGCCUCCGGCAUCAUUACCGCCCUCAUCAUCGUCAUCGUCACCGGCACUACCCAUGAGACCUCCGGAUGUCAACAAGCACCACGUCCGGUUCGCUGGGAGCACCUCCCCGCAUCUUAAACACAGUCCUCCUCCGGACCCUCCGAUACCAGAGCCGUCAGACUCCAGAAGCUUGGAAUCCUCAACCAGUAGUGAUGAUUCACACGUAUACCUGAACGUCGAUCAUGUUGACCGCGAAGAUUCCAUGUAUAGCAUUGACUAUUCACACCCAUACGAAUACCUUAACAAGAACGGGGAGAAUGGGUUGUUGGGAGGUGGAUUAAAUGGCGACGAUCCUCUCGAAAUGUCGCCGGAGUGUUUUUUAUUACAGUACAUGGUCCAACGACAGAUGAGGGCGCUGAACAAUGCUCCACAUGGUUACGUGAACGACUCAGUAGCCAAGUGGCAGGACAGAAAUAUCAGCAAGAGGUUGUUUCCGUUUGGGCAGGCGCCGUUUCCCAUAAACUCGAAUACGCCUGCAGCCGUGGUCGUCGGCGCGGCGGCAAACCGUGGUCGAAAUGAAGCAAGGGAGAUUCUCCAAUCUGCGUUCCGGCGAAACGGGAAACCGACCAUUAAGCCGAAACCAGACGUACUGAAACGUGUCCCUCCCAGCAAAAAGUCUGGCCCUCACCAAAGACUCCUCGAGAAAUCCGAGAGUACAGAAUCAGAAAGUGAACACGUGAUCCUCAACGGUUGUUCGUUAACGAAUGGCACGAAUAGACGGAACAAUAACCCUGAUACGAGAACUGACUCAAAUAGCAAUCCAAAGCAGAUUUCGUGUCAGCAGCUUAAGCCUGUCAUUCAAGAACGACCCGGAACAGUCCCGAGUCCGUUAAAAUACAGAGACGAUGACGAUGAAGGAGAAGAUAUUCUUUCUUCUUCGGAUGACCAUAUUUACGAAAACUCACAAAUUCGAAAACCAUGCUAUAGAUUUGCCAAUAAAUCACGGAGUACAGAUCAGUUGAGUUCCUGAUGAUAUAAUGGUGACAUGAACUACAAGAUAUCUUCGUGACAACUUUCCUCCCCGGUAAUGUGUAGUUUUGAAUGAUUAACAACAGUAUUUUCUUAUCCAUGGGUUAUUUGGAAGAAUAAUACUUUGCAAGAUAAAAGUGGAUACCAUGCGUCGAGAAUGGGAGUCGAAAACUCGAUCCGACCGAGUGUGCCAUAAACGGUCUGUUCGAUCCAAAUACGCGACUUACCCGUUCCUGAACUACUAGAGAAGAGCUUUUGCCGAACUGUUUAACCUUGUACUUGUGGGUGGGAUAAAGGUGUAAAAUAAUUGAUAAAACACAACAUGAAGGGCUGCAAAUGGGGCAUUAUGGAAUUAAGUUUUCAUAAUCAUCACUUCUUCCUUAAUUAAUGCCUCCUUUUCACAAAAUAAUAUUCUGUGUUAAAGGACGGAAAGGGCUGGGUUUUGCAAUACAAAGCAAUCACGGCUUAAUGUAUUAAUUGAAAAAAGUCCCGAGUAUCUAGGAGAACUGAUUAUAGUAAAUUAUAUUACCAAAUUUCAGGUUUACUCGAGAGAGAAAUGGUAAAACGGAAAAAAGAGAAACAAAUCCAGUGUUGAGAUGCUACUGUUUAUGGUAACUCCCGUAGGAACUGGUAAACGCCAAGCUGGUAUAUAACUAAUUACCUAGGAAACAUUUUACGUCUAGUUUAAUCAGUCAUGGUGGCUGACCUUAUAGACGACAGAUAUUACUCUCGGGCCUUGUUAUAAAAGUGGAGACAAUGGCAGAGUGGGGUUCGAACUCACAACCUUGCUAUUAUGAGUCCAAUGCUCUAGCUAACCACUAGACCACACGACCCGUGAAAUACUGUAUAUUGCUAUGACUGUCCAAACAUCAGCAAUGGAAACCUAUCCCUAUCUAGAUCUGAGAGCACAUUCCGAAAAAGAUUUUUUUCGUUAAAAAGAAUGCUCAAUAUUGGACUAAGCUAACAAAAAUGAACAAUCGAAUUCUGUCAAUAGGAAUCAUAUUCUCUUCAGUGAAAUAAACCUUGCUUCAUUUAAAAAAGGUAGUAUUAAAUUUUCAAGUUAAGCGAUGGAACUAAUCUAAGUAUGACUAUUUUCCUUAAAUCAUGGUAUCAAUAUUCUUCUAUUUCGAAUUAUUGAUAUUCUGUAUUUGAGUGUUAUUUUUAUUAAUCGAAUAUUAGAUCAUCGGCAUGAGGCCGAGCUCUCAAUAUUCAACCCACAUCCAUUCCCUACACCACACAUCAACGGUCUAGAUGGCGGGGCACGGCGGUUUGUGGAUGUAAUCAUCGGAGCCCUUUCCGCCAGUUCGCUUUCAGUGGGUUACUAUGUUUCGCAAUUUCUUUUAAUUUGUACUUGCCCAACAAAGCAACACUUGCACUAAUGUAACCCACUGAAAACGAAUUGGCCAUACUCUGUAAUAAAGUACUCUAAUUGCAUCCAUAUUCGAGGCAAUAUUCGAGCAUGAACCGCCAUCAUUCCAAAUGCCACAGCAUACCUUACGCUACGUCGACCCGAAUUUGAAAUAUACCGUUAUAAUAAUCAAUAAUCAAAUUAAACCAUGCAACAAACUAGAGUCCAAGUUCUGAAUCGUCGUAUGAAUACUUCAAUCCAUUUUAAUGGCUAUUCCAUUCCUCCUCAUAUUAAGUUAAAUUCAAAAUCGUAAUGACGUCAUAAAAAAAUAUUGCGAUUAAAGCAAAGUGCGAAGAUCACCAAAGGACUCCAUAAGGAUUAGCUAAGAUGUUUAGCCAAUUUGGUCAUUGCUCUUAACAAAAGGAUUGCAACUACUUAAAUUGUUGAAAUUAGUAUUCUAAUAUUCAUCCUGAACUUCAAAUAAGAUCAUUAUAUUAAUAAUAAAAAUAAUCAAAUUUUCAGUUUUGUCCAAAAUCGGAAAUUAGACCACUCGUAAAAAGUAGUGUGCUGUGGUCUAAGCCGGUGAUGUAUGAUCGCCCCUUUACUCUCUCGAUGAAGUAUUCUUUGACUCUGCCCAGUAAGAGGUGAUGUAUCCCAUUCUUUUUUUAUCAACUUCUGUGAUUGUCUCUCUCUUUAAUUUAUUCGAAGAAAAUAUAAAUUUACACCUUUGUUUUUCAAAUCCGUGCGAGUAGGCCGCCAAAUACAAAUCUCUUUCUGACACCCAAACACACUCAAACACACCCAUCCGCAUUCUCCCUGGCCCCUCCCUGCCCCCACACUUCUCUUUCUCUCUCUUCCCACCCCCUCCCCCUCAGAUCAUUCUCCCUCUCUAUUUUGCAAGUCUGAUUCUAUCACAUAAACUCUCCCCAAUCUCUCUUCUUUUCUUUCUCACAUUAUUCUUCCCAUUCAAUCUCCUUAUUCAUUUCACUUACGUUACUACAUAUGACUUUAUAUGCCGACUUUAACGUAGAAAUUAGUGUGUGCAUCGUGAUCUAUUUCCAAUAUUUUUUUUUUAGUACGAUCAUGAUUAUUUGUAUAUUAGAAUUUUUUUCAUUUUCUUUGAUUCACCACCGACUGGGCAUUAUUAUGAUUGAAACAGACUCUUUCAUGCGUGGCAAUAUAUUUAUGUACUUUACUAUGUUUGUAUGAUGAUGUUUUUGUAACAAAAAGUACAUGUAUGAAGUUGAUGAUUGAAUAUUUAUACAAUUAAAGAUAAAAAUAAAACUUGAAAUAUACUUUAC
Lytechinus pictus (painted urchin) is the source of this 4352-nucleotide messenger RNA. Its product is annotated as scavenger receptor class F member 2-like. NCBI's taxonomy places the organism in Eukaryota, Metazoa, Echinodermata, Echinoidea, Temnopleuroida, Toxopneustidae. The transcript has 6 exons. The coding region runs from base 1 to 1704 and encodes 567 amino acids. The record is from RefSeq and is a predicted model, not a curated record.